Rhopilema esculentum is the source of this 3525-nucleotide messenger RNA. RefSeq lists its product as uncharacterized. The record is from RefSeq and is a predicted model, not a curated record. Lineage: Eukaryota; Metazoa; Cnidaria; Scyphozoa; Rhizostomeae; Rhizostomatidae.
AUUUUGCUGCUUCUACUAAUUUUUACAGUUCACGAUAUAACUAAAAUAGAUAAAAACAAAGAUGGAGAAAUGGUCCUAAAAUAAUUCGAAUCAUACAACUUUUGGUGCUGGAGGAAUUUUAUGCCUAUAUUUAUAUUCUUGAAUGUUACUAAAGCUUUAAAUACUGAUUUCCAACAAAAUUAUGUUAUCGAAGAAAUCCACACACUGGCAGAAGUUUCCAAGAUUUUUUGGACAAAAAGUUAUGUAGAAACAAAGCACCUAGGCUAUGAUUUUGACGUCACAAUCAUUUCUAAUGGGUAGGAGCUUUUUGGAUGUAAUAUGGCGUAGACAGAUUAUUUGACGUCACAAACGAUCUUGAUUGAUAUAAAAGAGGGUGCAUCGUGAACAAGAUAACUUUGUGAAGAGUAUCGUAAUCAAUGCGGUGUUCUGCAGAGAUCUGAUAAAAAGUGAGAAUAUUGUUUCGAGAAGAUAUCUUCGUAUCUACAAGAAUCUUCGUGAAUCUUCGUGAAUCUACGUGAAUCUACGUGCAUCUACGCGAGCUAUCGUUGGCGAUACGUGUAUUGAUCAGCAUGUCGUUGAAACUGGAAGAAAAAAUGGCCGAAGGUGACUCGACUUUAGUGGAGAAACUGAUCAGCGAACUGGAGACGACGAAGAAAGAAGCGAGCAAGCUAAAAGAACUGAACGGAGUUUUGGUGAAAAAAUCCAAAGAGCGAGAAAGGGCAUUCAAGUUAGAGAAGGACCAGUGCAAAAUGGAGAUAAAUGAUCUCAAAAUGCAAAUGAGUGGCUUGACAGAAGUACUAAACUAUCAACAAGACAUGGCGGAUGAGUUGGUACAACGUGAGCCAGAGAAAGUCAAGAAAUUAAAACGUCAGAAAAAGGAGUUGACUGACAAGUGUCAAGAGAAGGAGAAGCAGUUAGAAGGAAUAAAGAAAAGUUUACAAGAAAUGAAAGUUGCCUUUGAAAGGAAGAAAACCGAAAACAAAGAAAUCAAAGAGGCAAUGCUGGAAUUGAAAGGAGAAAACAUCAAACUCCUCAGUAAAAAUUCUCUACUUGAAGGUCAUCUUGAAGAGCAAGAAAAUAACCUUGCCAAGAAAGAAGACGAAAUUUUGGAUCUCAAACAUGAGAUAGAAGAGCUUAAAAACAAAAUGCAAAAAGACAAGACAUGCAUUGCUCGACAAGCAUCGAUCAUUUCUAACCAGGAGGCAACGAUCGAGCAGAUGGAGGUUGAUGCAGUCAAAAAGGAUCUGAGAAUAUGGGAGCUCAAGCACGAAAUGAAGGAAGCCAACACCAAAAUUACAAAAGAAGUGGCUGAAAUUACUGUAAAGAACGUCAUCAGGGAAGCAGAAGACAAGGCUCAAAUUUUGAAUCUGGGGAACAAAAAUAUCUCACUCAGGUCAGAAAUUGAAUCUUUGAUGCAGAAAACAGAAAGGCUGGAGAAAUUAGUUACCGACCUGCAGGACAAUGCACAAAAAAUGGCAGCCACAGCUGAAUCAAAGAUCAGAGAAAUGGCUGACGAAAUUCAAGGAGCCACUACGAGGGCGAAAACUACAGAAAAGAGGGCAAACGAGCUUGAAUCAUGUCUCAACGAGACAACUGAAUCAUUGGCAAAUGCUACGGAGCAAAUCGAAGUCACAAUGCAAGAAAAAGAUGCCCUUCUUGUCAGCCUGAAGGAGAAGGACCAGGCUUUGAAGUGGCAGCUACGUGAAAACAAGCAAAUGAGGUAUGAGAUUGACAUUCAAGACAUGAGGAUCGAAAACAUGGCAGCGAGGCUUAAAAACAUUGCACAGAUUUGCUUGGGUACCCCAGAGCUUAAUGGGGGCAGUGAAGAGAGGCUGGAUCAAAUGAUCGAAAGAAUACAAGGGAUGCAGGAAACAUUGGCAAAAGUGGAAGUGAAAAAGAAGACUUUUGUUAAAAGACUUUUUAAAAAAUUUCGCAGUGCAAACAGACUUCAAUAAACAUAAGAAAACGCCAAUUUCCAUAUAGUAUUCAAACUUAUUUUUGAAUUUAGUUAUUUUUGAUUUGAGAUAAAAAGAUUGUGUCUAGAAAUAUUUUGUUUUUUUCUUGUUUCUUUCUUUCUGGUUCAAUUUGAUUAGAUCUUGGCUAUAUUCAUAUUAAGUUUUACUUUAAACGCAUCUCUUCAUUAAUUCAGAAUAUGGCUAUAUCAGAACAUAAUUAGCCACUAAGGCGGAUUUCCAGGAAAUUUUGAGGUGGUACGCAAAUUAUGAAUUUUCAUUUAUGAUAUCCCAACCUGCGUCUGGCACUAUCUUUGGAGUAUAAUAUAACACGGGAUGGUAACAUGGUUGCGUCUGAUAUUCUGUGGGGACUGGAGAUUAGUUACGUCAGUAGAAUUGAGCUCCAGUAUUCAGGGCAGAAGGCUUCCGCAGAACGUUCUUCUUUGUAUAUUUGCGGUGAAGAUUAUUGAUGAAGCCAGGUUAUUGGGCUGCUGCCUCGAGAUAUAGCAUUUGAUCUAAAACCUUUUUUGGAGUCAAAUACUCAGGAAUUGAUGCGUAGUAUUAUAGAAUCAAAUGCAACCUAAAAUUUCAACUACUAUGAAUUUCAGAAGGUUAGGAAAGCAAACAACGAGCAUAACAGAGUAGCAGGCUUAGAUUAUCUUUGACUUUUUUAGAGUAGUAAAUAAAGUGCUUUCCUUUCAAAAGACAAAUUUAUUUUGAUGAUUCGAAGCAGAUUGUUUCUAAUUAAUGCGAGCCUCUCUUUCGCCCUUUGAAAUCGAGAUAUGAAUGGGGGAAUAAAGAAGACAUGAAAUGAAGGAAAAGAGAAGACAAUUUCGGGGUUUCGAAUAGACCUUUUUUGUGAUAUUAUGUUAGUCAGUAGGAAAAUCGAAACAGUGAUCAAUAUGUAUCACAGGUAGCAAGGAGCCAAAUCAAAAUACCUUGAUAUCAAGGUUUUGAAGCAAUGAUAUUAUGUUUCAGUUAUUGAUGGAACCUUGCUUUUUACGUUAUAUGUGUAUGUUUUGGAACUGUGCGUUCUAUAUUGUGUAACAAUCUCGUAACUGCUGGAUGCAGUAUUUCAUCAAAAAAAGUUCUGACAAAAAUCAAUAAGUGCUUCUUAGGAAACAGGAACUCCUUUUGAAUGUUCUCUGCAACUGCACUGCAGUAAGGAAUAAGUGGAGAAAGCUUUGUGACAUUCGCAUUACUUGCCAAAGGACCAUUUGCCUUCACACCAUUGGAAAAUAUUAACUAUACAAAGGAAUCUAGAGGAAGUAUAACUUAGAUUCAAGCUGAGAAAAUACACAAGGCAUGAUCACAAGAAACAGGACUGAUGAAUGAGAAUGAUUCUUAAUUAGUAAGAUGGCAUUUGUAGAAUAGGAUGGCUUUCUGUUUUUGUAAAAUGUUCAACCAUCUUUCUGGUGCCUAUCAGCAUGAUUUUUAAUGCUUGAUGCUCAAGACCUAACCAAUCUGUUUCUAGAAAUCCCGUAUCAUAAUGUACCAAUCUGUUUCUAGGAAUCCCGUAUCAUAAUGUACCAAUCUUUUUCUAGGAAUCCCGUAUCAUAAUGUACCAAUCUGU